AUGUCGACCUUUAUCAUUAAGGAGUAUAUUAAUUAAAAAACUACAAUAUUCUAAAAAAGUUAAACUUAAUCUGAAACAAUAUAUGCAUAGCCAUAUAUGACAGUAGAAAAGAAAAAGUUUGCCCAGAGUUAAGUUAAUGAUAUUUUAGUUGAAUAACACAAACUAUUAGACACAACUUUCUACAGCAAAGCAUUCAUCAUUAAAUAUUGCGAUUAAAUAGUUGAUUUAAAUGAAGGCUGCGUAUUUAGAAUAGAAGUUUAAGCUUAUCCUGAAAUGGAUCCUCAUAAUAUUUAUUGUAUUAUAGAACUGUUGUUUUGUGAACUUAGCACAAUAACGCAAGAAGACUUUAAAAUAGAUAAAUUGUAACAAUAUUAAAAAUGCGUAGCAAAAUUUGAAAGUAGAUUACACAAUAUAAAGUUGAUAAAAGAGUUUGUAUCAUGUCAAUUUGAUGAAUCUCAUUUUUGCUAAUUAAAAUUAACCAUUCAUUCAGUUUUAGUUGAUUUUAAAUAUCAUUAAAACGAUCUUACUCUUGAAUAAUUUAUGAGCAACAUAACUAAUAAAUUUAAACAGAAUUUGGUAUCUGAGUUUUAUGCAGGCUAUAAUAAGAUAUUGUUAUAAAUCCAUGAAUAACUUGAAAGCUAUUAUUAGACAAACGUAAAAUAAUGCAUAUCAGAUGAACACAUUCAAAAUAAAUUUGGGCGAUUACAAUACUUGAAUAAAUCUGUAAAUUUUAGGGAUUUUUCUGAAUAUAGCGCACGAAUGGAUGAACUAAAAGCAAAUGUUUAACUAUAGGAAGAGUUUUGUAAUUAAUUAUUUUUAGAGGUUAAACAUACAUCCUCCAAAAUUUUUGUUGUUUGGUAUUAGUUUAUAGAUGCACAUAACUUUAUGGCUGAUACUUUGACCAAAAUCUUAGAACAAGAGUACACCCAAAAAAUAAAAGAGAGAUGGGGAGAGAGCAUCUUUUAACAUGUUCAAACAGUAGAGGAUUUAUCAUAAUCAGAUAUUUCGCUAGGGAAAAAUCAUAAAAUGAUGGCAAAAUAAUACAGAAAUAAUAAUUAUUACAAAUAAUUAGAACCAUUAAAUAUUGAGGAUUUAGAUUUAUUCCCAGAAGCAAAAAUUCAUCCAAUAGUGUUUAGGGAUGUGUCAAGAAAAUAAGAAUUCUAACUGAAACCUGUAAAAGGGCUUCAUUUACUUGUUUUUGUACAUGGAUAUUAAGGGAACUCAUAUGAUAUGAGAUUGUGGAGAAACAACAUGGCCAUCAGAUAUCCUGAUCAUUUAACUUUAUUGUCAAAAUGUAAUGAAGAUAACACAGAUACGGACAUAUUAGUAAUGGGAGAGAAAUUAGCCUUAGAAGUAAAGAGGUGGAUUAAAGAAUGGUGUCCAAAAGACAAUUUUUCUAAGUUGUCUUUUAUAGGCCAUUCACUUGGAGGAAUCAUAAUUAGAGCGGCAUUACCUCAUUUGAGUAAAUAUAAAGAUAAAAUGUUUACCUACUUGUCAUUGGGAAGUCCUCACUUAAGUUAUACAUUAUCAUCGAGUAAGGUUGUUGAUACGGGACUAUGGUUCAUAAGAAAAUGGAAAAAAUGUAUUUGCUUAAAUUAGUUAACGUUGAAUGAUUCUUCAAACCCAUUCGAGACUUGCCUCUAUAAAUUGUCGACAUAUGAGGGUUUAGGAUGGUUUACAAAUAUUGCACUCAUGAGUUCUUAUUAAGAUACUUAUAGUCCUUUUGAAUCAGCUAGAAUAUAAAGGCCAAAAGGAAGCAGUAAGGAUGCCAUGAUUAUCAAUAAAAUGAUCGAUAAUAUCAUGAAGAAUCUAUCUAAUUAAAAGAUUGAUAGAUUAGAUGUGAAUUAUGAAUUAGUCGGAAAAUCUUUGGAUACCAUGAUUGGAAGGGCUGCUCACAUUGCAUUCAUUGAUAAUAGCGCAUUAAUUAAAUUGUCUCUAUACAGUUUUGAUGAAUUAUUUGAUUGA
Molecule: messenger RNA, 1965 nt
Organism: Paramecium tetraurelia
Lineage: Eukaryota; Ciliophora; Oligohymenophorea; Peniculida; Parameciidae
Exons: 4
Source: RefSeq, a predicted model, not a curated record